GGGAACUGCGCGUGGAACUGUCCCCCCUCUCUGCGCAAACCAUCUUUUCUACCCCGUUCCCCCUCUUCUCAUUUUCCAAAACCCCUCCAGCUUUCCCUCCCGCAUCCAUCCCCAUCCCCAUCACCACCACCCACGCCAGCCACCACGACAAAAGGUCGGCAUUCCACAACCGCAUCCGCCGAACAGUCUUUGCUUCCCACGGCAAGACGACCCCUCUGCAAUUCAAUUGGCAGGGGCUUCCCUCACCAUCCGCCACGGUUUCUUCUUCCAUGAUUAUAUCACCAAUGAGCAGCUUCACGACACAGAGUCACGUCGACACACUUUAAGUCCUACGGGAGCGCCCGCGAGCGAAGGAGUCAGGCGAUCUCAACUAUCGUUCUGUGAGGAUCAACUGGACUUCCGACCACCACACCUAAUUGUCGCCGUCCACGUCGAUCCCGUUGUAGCAGUUCGAGCCAUCCGCAAGAGGUAGCGAGGCAGCUUCACCACCAGAACCGACAUCCCCCACAUCCAAAAUGCCAGGCGCAAGCGUGGCUGUCGCGCCUACGACGGCGCCUGCAACGACCACACCAGCACCAACAUCAGCAUCAACACCACGAAAGGCGCCAGGCGCUACACAGCCAGAGAGAAAAUACAAGUGCCAGUUUUGUGCGAGGGCCUUCAGCAGGAGCGAACACCGCAGCCGCCACGAACGUUCACACACCAAGGAGCGACCAUUCAAGUGUCUCAAGUGCAGAAGCACCUUCGUACGACGUGAUCUCCUUCUCCGACACGACCGCACAGUCCACGCCAAAGAUGGCGGCAUACCUCUUCACAGCGACGGGAAGCGUCGCGGUGGUCCCAAGGCGGCUCCUCGCCCUGCCACCGGGCCUGCCAAAACCCCCAUGGACAUUGACACUUCAGCUCUUGAGCAGUUAGAAGCCAGUAGUGACGGUAUAUUUGAUGUGGAAACCGCUGCGAUGCUCGUUGCUGACCUUCAACAUAAAGCCACCUCCCAGGCGCGAGCAAAUGGCGCACCUUACGAUGGCAAUGGGACCAUGUCCUUUUCGCAAACCAGCACCCCGACUAUUGAGCCCUCGGUACCCUUUACCAACGGUGCGCUCGGUCUUCCCCAGUGGGACAGCUUCAUCUCUCACGACUCGAAAGCGCACUCGGUCAUCUCGGGUCCCGGAUCCUUCGAUACGUCACAUCCCAACCAUAUGGCCCCCAUGGGCGGCCAACACAUCAACGGGCUCCCCCUUUCGUCGCUCCCGCCUUCGGUGAACGGCACCCCCACUCCCCAGUCGCCAUUCCUGCCGCACCGCACCCAUACUCCUGUGGAUGCCACUCAGGCUCACGCCGGCCAGAAGCCUCCCCCUCCUCAGAUCAACAGCGAUGAGGAGAGGAACAUGAUUCUGGACAACAUCCGCGCCCACGAUGCCGAGCAUGCCCUCCCAGAAGGAUUUCGCGUCCCGAGCUUACCGUCGAUUAACCGAUACCUCGCGACAUAUUUCGGCUUGUUCCAUCAUCAUCUACCAUUCCUUCACCCAGCCUCGUUCGAACCCACCCGAGUCUCACCACCGCUUCUUCUCGCUCUACUAUCGAUCGGAGCCCUGUAUGCUUUUGAUCAAGAGAAUGCGUACAUGCUUCAUAUCGGUUCGAAGAUCUUGGUGAACCAAUUCCUUCAGCAUAAGGAGAAUUUCAGCUCGCGCAAGUGCCCGCUCUGGACCAUGCAGAGCUCUCUUCUCAACAUGAUUUUUGCCAGCUGGAGUGGUGACCCCAAGGGAUUGGAAUGGGCUUGCUCAAUCAAAAGCCUUCUUGCCAACAUGGUUGCUGGCAACAGGUAUGAGCUCAAGCUUCGCCAAGAGGCUCGUGAAGGACGCCCCCCAACACGCGCCGAGUGGGUUGAGGAUGAAGGUUGCAGGCGUACGUACUAUGCGGUAUACAUCUUCUUCGGUCUUCUCACCCUCACAUUCAACCACACUCCGGCCAUCAACUUCAACGAGUUCGAAGACCUGCAGCUCCCAGCCACCGAAUUCCUUUGGAACGUCAAGGUUGCUGAUGAGGUGGCCUGGCAAAAGCAUCUCGAAGCGUCUCCCGCUCCGACAUUUAUGGUGGCCCACGAUAACCUCUUCCAGGGCGAGACGCUCACGUACAGCGCUUUUGGAACGCGUGUUAUGAUCAAUGCGCUCUUCUUGGAAGUUUGGUAUCACAAGAGGAGUCCCGAGGCUUUGCAGGAUGUAGUGACCGAGUACAAGCUGAGACUCGCCCUUGAGACGUGGGAGAAAUCUCUAGAGUUCUGCGAGCACGAGACAGUAGCGGCUCCCCUGCACACGCCCCAAACGGGCCAUCCCUUGAUUUUUAACGCUAAGGCCAUGUAUCGUAAUGCGCGUGCUCGCUUGGAGGUGGACUUGAAGACGGUUCAGGAGGCCCUCCGGUACCAUGACUCCUACGAGGUCGCCGCUGCCAUGUCGAAUGCCCGGGAUCGGGUACGACGCUCAGGUGAGAUGAUCAAGGUCAUUCAGGUUUGCUAUGACUGCAUUGAGACUGCGGUCGAUACUGGUGUCCGCUGGGUGGCUCGUACCUCGCCUACAAACUGGAGUAUCGAGCACCCAUUGGGUGGCAUGGACCUCAUGAUCAUUCUCAGCCUCUGGCUCUAUCGUCUGGAACAUGACGAGGAGCAGGCGACGGAAGAGGAGCAGGUCAUGUACAAGCGUGUGCGAGAGCUGUUUGCGAGGGGGCUUCAGGAAAAGAUUGACGGCCACCUUGGCGCUGUUGUCGCGAGACUCUGGGCCUCAAUGCUUGGUGAGGUCGUUGUUUGGGGCAUCACCCGUGUUAUGGCUGACUCCUUCCGCCUCCAUGAGCAAGCCCUCAUCGGGUAUGUGGAUGACAUCGAAGCAUCCCCCAGUGUCACGACCCCUUCGAUGACAUCUCAAGGGGCCGAUGAGGACAGCGUGUAUUAGUUGUGACGAAGUUGACGAUCUUAUUUAUGGUUUGUGAGGGUGGGGUUUCGGCAUAUACCUUUUUCGAGCGGUUUUGGGUUCUCGUCAUUGUUCGGUUUCCUUGCUUUCAGCAUUUCAUUGUCGCUUCUUCCCCCUUCAAGAGGGACUUUCCAAUCUCUGUUUUUCAAUGGCUUCAGGGUUCAUCGGCGCGAAGGGGGUGGGGGUCUGAAGGGUUUCCUUGAUAAUUCUUCUGGGGUAGCUGUGGCAUUUCGCGUCUGCAUGGUGGUGGUAUUGGGCAAUGAUGGAGGGACAAGUUUGGUAAUCCGGUUUCGCAUUGGUCCCGAACGGCAUGAAGGAGGAUCAAAUCGCGCACAAACGCUGGCGCAAGCCUCUAAUAAUCCGCAACACCAACACGGUUGCUGGUCCCAUGUGGGAAAUCUUUUUCCUUCUCACCUUGUCUCGUUAGCUACGGCGCCCUUACCGCUUUAUAAUAACCCUUUCACGUCUUCGCCGCUGUUGUGUGCGGCGGCAGACAUUCAUCUCCUACUCGAUUCACUUUUUUCAGCUUCUGAUACCUUUGUUCUACUACAGUUCUUGGCUUUGUUGUCGUUGUCUGUUUUACUUGCCGAAUUUUCACACGUUCUGUUUUCUGCCUUACCAUUUCAGUAUUAAGUUUUCCUUAUUUCCUUUCUCAUUACCCUCCUCUGUACUAGAUAUCAGGACUAGGGACGCUGUUUCUAGGCAGAACAGGUGGACUGUAGGAGCGAACGGACUAGUUGGGUUUUGUUCUUGGUCUUUUCCUGUUUUCUUUGAUCGUUUUCUCGUUGGGAAUGAAUGAGCUUUGGUUUGGCGCAUAGUUAGCGAGCUGAACUCAAAAGUUUGUUCAAGAAAUACUAUAGCAAAUCUCCUUACAAGACUGAUAGUUAAUUCCGAAUGGGCAUAAAAAUGUUAAUCUCUCUA
Neurospora crassa OR74A is the source of this 3881-nucleotide messenger RNA. Its product is annotated as C2H2 finger domain-containing protein. Lineage: Eukaryota; Fungi; Ascomycota; Sordariomycetes; Sordariales; Sordariaceae. Bases 516 to 2942 code for a protein of 808 amino acids. The transcript is spliced from 3 exons. Gene Ontology annotation, molecular function: DNA-binding transcription factor activity, RNA polymerase II-specific; RNA polymerase II cis-regulatory region sequence-specific DNA binding; zinc ion binding. The record is from RefSeq and is a predicted model, not a curated record. Gene Ontology annotation, cellular component: chromatin. Gene Ontology annotation, biological process: regulation of transcription by RNA polymerase II; DNA-templated transcription.